This is a messenger RNA of Clonostachys byssicola, 1584 nucleotides long. The record is from the annotation of a GenBank genome assembly. NCBI's taxonomy places the organism in Eukaryota, Fungi, Ascomycota, Sordariomycetes, Hypocreales, Bionectriaceae.
AUGGCCUCGCAAGAAGAAUGUUCGACUUCCGCGAAAGUCGUACGCACAGAACAAAAGGAGAUUCAUACUGUCAGCGGCUCAACGACUGAGGGGACCUGCGAGGAAAUUGCACUGAAGGAACGAUUCAGUCUGUUGAGCACUAUUGGUAUUCAGUUCUCUCUAGCUGCGGCCCCUUUAGCCAUCGGCAGCUAUGCAAACGUUGUUCAAGGCAUCGGUGGUGGUCCGUUCCUAUUCUGGGGAACCCUUGUGGCUUGUGUUUUCCAGACGCUUGUCUGCCUGUCAGUUGCAGAACUUGCGUCGUCGUUCCCCCAUACCCUUGCCAUGUCACACUGGGCUGCACAGCUUGCACCCGUUGGAUGGGAACGUUUCUUCAGCUAUUGGACCGCUUCGGUUACGACAUUACAAACCCAGUGUGACAACGCAGGAUCGUGGUUGCUGACCUCUUACACUAUAUUGGCCACGGUGACGAUUUUCUCCGACCUUGAAUACGAAAGGACCAAUUGGCAGUGCUAUUUGACCAUAUGCGCCUGUGUCGCCGCGUCUUGUGUGGUCAAUCUGACACCGAGGCUUCUUGGAGGAUUCGCCAAGCUCACCACAGUCAUGGUCAUAAUCAUCAACUCUGGCGCUAUUUUUCAGGCAGUUGCACUUCUUGUCCGUGCACAUCCAAAACCGAGUCCAACGACUGUUUUCUUCGACGUUACGAACGAAACUGGAUGGUCCUCUCUCGGAGUUGUCUUCUUCUUCGCCAUGCUCCCUGGAGUUGGAACCGUCGGUGGCUUCAACUACAUCUGCCACUUGACUGAGGAGGUGCCGCGACCUGGGAGAACAAUCCCUAUUGUGCUUGUCAGUGUUGCCUUGUUAGCAUCCGUCACAGUGCUGCUCAUGAUAAUAGUGCUGUUAUUCUGCAUCGUAAACCCGGCGUCUUUGAAUGAUCCAAUUGGAGGUAUGCUCAUCUCACAGAUCUUAUGGGAUGGGUACAGCUCAAAGGUACUAUCUGGGAUCAAUAUGCUUAUAGUUGCUAUUGUCUUCGUUAUUGGGGGCUCCGGGUUCCUCACAUGCUCCAGUCGCAUGUUCUGGACCUUUUCCAAUCAUGGGGGGUUGCCCCUAUCUAGAUGGAUUGGGCGAAUCAACUCUAAGACACAGAUACCUGACGUUGCAGUUCUUUGCACGGCCCUCAUCUGUCUCCUCAUUUGCCUUCUCCAACUGGGCCCAAGCACCGUUCUCAAUGCUAUAUUGGGGUUUAGUUUCCUUUCCGGUGGACUUGGAUACUCUAUUCCAAUCUGGCUCGUCAUCAUUAGGGGUCGGUCACUUCUACCAGAGGAUCGAUACUUUAAUCUCGGUUCCUUUGGCCUUCUCAUUAAUAUCUUGUCCGCCUUGUGGCUACUGAUAUCCUGCAUCUUUUUUGCCUUUCCAAGUUACUUGCCAGUCACUGCCGACAAUAUGAACUACGGAGCACCUGUUUUCUUUGGUUUACUCUCUCUGUUUAUUCCGAAUUGGUUCUUCCAUGGCAAGAAGAACUAUCAUGUACCGGCACCAUUGGAGACCGCAGGGAUUAGCCAUAGGCGCAACCUAGGUUGCGCCUAG